Sphaerulina musiva SO2202 is the source of this 1012-nucleotide messenger RNA. RefSeq lists its product as uncharacterized. Lineage: Eukaryota; Fungi; Ascomycota; Dothideomycetes; Mycosphaerellales; Mycosphaerellaceae. The record is from RefSeq and is a predicted model, not a curated record. The coding region runs from base 485 to 745 and encodes 86 amino acids. The transcript is spliced from 4 exons.
CCGACCGACUUGUUCAUCAUCAUCAUCACCAUCACCAUCAUCCUCGCCCAUCUGUAUCAUCUAAAGGCCACUCUGAACGACCAUAAAUCCGACCUGUCGGGAUUCCUUCCAACUGCCGACAUGGAUGGACGCACAGCACCAAAAGACAAAUAAGUCUGCUCAGUUUGCUUGCUACCUACGAGAACAUACAUACAUCAUCGAGUAUUACAUCCUACAUUUAUCUUUUCGCGCUGCUGUUCCCCCCCUCUAUCCAUUUGUUCCCCUACCUAUACAGCGCAUUCAAGCAGGACUACCAGGCAAGCAAGCAAGCAACAAGAGAGGGCGAAAGUUUUUGGGGACGACUUUUUUUUUUCUUUCUUUUUUGGUCACGGAAACAAAAGGCUGCGACAAGAACUACCUACAUACCUACCUGCCUUACCUUAUCACGAACCGGCGACUGCGAACCGCCGAACCGUGAACUGCGCGACUUGGAAACCAAACCACUAUGUGUGAUUACACAAAAGUGGAGUAUGCAUGCUAUCAUCUGCGAUAUACAGUUCGCGCAUGGUGCGUCAAGUACCAGGAGACACAUAAGCGGUGUCCGGCAAAUGUGGUAGCAGUCGAAUAUCGUCUCGAUGAACGAUGUGGAGACUGCAGAGACUCUCCCGCACCAAUGUAUACACUCAAAAAGAAAGCGUCGAAAUUACCGAAUUAUAAGAAGGACAAUGGAUUAUCAUCAUCGUCUUCUUCUUCCAAGUUGCAAUGAACAGAUAGUCGCCAAGAAGAAGAGGAAGAAGAAGGAGGAGAAGAAGAAGAAGAAGAAGAAGUUGCUAGCAGGACCUAUGCAGCUUCUUGAGUACCUAGGUACCUGUAGUUUCGGAAUACGGUUCUAGAUAGAUGGGUGGGGACAUGACCUUGUUAUUAUUAAUAUCAUCACUACUACAUGUAAUACUACUUACUACUACUACCUUACUAGAAGUCUAGGAGAAAGAUAGGAAGGAAGAAAGAAAGCAAGAAAGGAAGGGAGAUCACG